AUGGACUACGUACAAGUUGGAGAAGCUUUUGUCAAGCACUAUUAUAGUACUUUUGAUCAAAAUCGUCAAAAUAUUGCUCCUUUAUAUACUGACAACAGUUUACUCACUUGGGAAAAGGACAAGAUCCAAGGAAGAGUCGAGAUUUUGAAAAAGUUGACUGAAUUACCUUUCAACACUGUAAGACACGAUAUUAACGUGUGCGAUUGUCAGCCAAGUAUGUCCGGAGGUGUCAAUAUUUUGUGUACUGGAAGUGUUGUUAUUGACAAUGAACAUCCACACCCAUUCUGUGAAUUCUUCCACUUGACCAAUGAAAAUGGUGGUUUCUAUGUGACCAAUCACAUCUUCAGAUUCAACUAUGGUGCUUAA
Molecule: messenger RNA, 366 nt
Organism: Naegleria lovaniensis
Lineage: Eukaryota; Heterolobosea; Eutetramitea; Acrasida; Naegleriidae
Exons: 2
Coding region: 1-366 (121 amino acids)
Biological process (GO): nucleocytoplasmic transport
Cellular component (GO): nuclear pore central transport channel
Source: RefSeq, a predicted model, not a curated record